Molecule: messenger RNA, 525 nt
Organism: Sordaria macrospora k-hell
Lineage: Eukaryota; Fungi; Ascomycota; Sordariomycetes; Sordariales; Sordariaceae
Biological process (GO): melanin metabolic process
Molecular function (GO): scytalone dehydratase activity
Source: RefSeq, a predicted model, not a curated record
AUGGCCAACGCAGCAAAUCCCAAGACGCGGAUCACCUUUGAGGAGUACCUCGGCUGCACCGAGGCGUGCUUCGAGUGGGCGGACAGCUAUGACAGUAAGGACUUUGACCGGUUGAGGAAGUGCAUCGCUCCCACCUUGAGGGUCGACUACCGUUCGUUCCUCAACAAGCUCUGGGAGGCCAUGCCGGCUGAGGAGUUCAUCCAGAUGGUGUCGGACAAGAAGGUGAUUGGCAACCCCCUCUUGCGGACGCAGCACUUUAUGAGUGGCAUAAGCAAGUGGGAGAAGGUGUCGGAUACCGAGAUCAUCGGCUACCACCAGCUCCGCGUGCCACACCAAGUCUAUACCGACAAGAGCUGCACCAAGGUUGCUGUCACCGGCCACGCCCACAGUCACAACACCCACUACUACAAGAAGGUCGAUGGCGUCUGGAAGUUUGCUGGCCUCAACCCGGAUAUUCGUUGGACCGAGGGUGACUUUGACAAGGUCUUUGCUGACGGGCGUGAGGAGCUUGGUGAGAUCAACUAA